ACACCCCACGCUCUCCAUGCAAUGCUCGGUUGCGUUGACCCGACUCCGACCUAGAUUGAUACCCAAGGCAUUCCUUGUGCCUACCGCAGCUAUGUCAACCGCCACUGAGCCCGUCCGAAAGGUCAUGCCUUCUGCAUUGACAUUUGAUCGUCACGCGAAAUGUUCGACUACGAAAGCCCGGGCAAGCACCCUCCACCUUCCCCACGGCUCCGUCCCUCUGCCGAUUUUUAUGCCUGUCGCAACGCAAGCGUCUCUCAAAGGCUUGACAUAUGACCAGUUGCGCGAAACAGGGUGUAUGCUCUGCUUGAACAAUACAUAUCAUCUUGGCUUGAAACCCGGACAAGAGGUGCUGGAUGCUGUGGGUGGUGCGCAUAAGUUCCAAGGAUGGGAUCGUAAUCUUUUGACCGAUAGUGGCGGUUUCCAGAUGGUUUCGUUGCUCAAGCUUGCUACUGUUACCGAGGAAGGUGUGCGCUUCCUAAGUCCUCAUGAUGGCUCGCCUAUGCUCCUUACUCCCGAACACUCUAUUUCCCUCCAAAACUCGAUCGGUUCGGAUAUUAUCAUGCAACUAGAUGACGUGAUCGCGACCACAUCUCCAGACUAUGCCCGAAUCAAGGAAGCUAUGGAUCGUUCAGUACGUUGGUUAGAUCGAUGCAUUGAUGCGCAUAAAUACCCCGAGAGGCAGAACUUGUUCUGUAUUAUCCAAGGUGGUCUUGACCUGGAGCUUCGCAAACAAUGCUGCGAGGAAAUGGUGGCUCGAGAUACUCCUGGAAUUGCGAUCGGAGGGCUGUCUGGAGGUGAAGCUAAGGAAGAGUUCUGCAAGGUGGUCGAUACGUGCACAGGGCUACUGCCGGAGCAUAAACCCCGAUAUGUGAUGGGAGUGGGAUACCCCGAAGAUAUCGUUGUAGCAGUCGCUCUUGGUGCAGACAUGUUCGACUGCGUGUGGCCCACACGCACAGCGCGUUUCGGCAAUGCCAUCGUGGAUGCAGGCACCCUGAACCUUCGACACCAAAAAUACGCAAACGACUUUUCGCCUAUCGACGAAGGCUGUGACUGCGUUUGCUGUCGCCCGACUGAUAAAGGUGGCCUCGGCGUCACCAAAGCAUAUAUACACCAUGUCACCGCAAAGGAGACCGUCGGCGCUCAUCUGCUUACUCAGCAUAAUGUGCAUUACAUGCUGAAAUUGAUGGGAUAUGUACGACAGGCUAUCAUGGAAGACCGAUACCCGGCUUUCCUUCGCAAGUUCUUCUCUAAUAUCUAUGCUGGAGAUAAAACAAAGUAUCCUGAGUGGGCUGUCGGUGCUCUUCGUCGCGUUGGAAUGGAUCUUUUGGAAGAUUAAAUGGUAUAUGAGCCGACUAUCUGCAUUUACGCACGGUAGCUCAGUGUGGGCCUAUUACGAUGAUUUGCAUGCAAAGAAAGCGUUUGCAUUUGAGCGGUGUUGGAAUUGGCUUAUUAGAUUCAUCCCAUAUCUACAGCGAAAAUCAAUUGCUCCAGCCACGCCAAAUAUUAGCCAAAUUAUUAGCAUGAAUAUCCGGGACUAGACCAUCUUGCUCUUAGCGAAUCUCCC
This is a messenger RNA of Penicillium brasilianum, 1564 nucleotides long. The record is from the annotation of a GenBank genome assembly. NCBI's taxonomy places the organism in Eukaryota, Fungi, Ascomycota, Eurotiomycetes, Eurotiales, Aspergillaceae.